Messenger RNA from Perca fluviatilis (European perch), 1044 nucleotides. RefSeq lists its product as uncharacterized. The record is from RefSeq and is a predicted model, not a curated record. The transcript has 3 exons. Bases 13 to 930 code for a protein of 305 amino acids. Lineage: Eukaryota; Metazoa; Chordata; Actinopteri; Perciformes; Percidae.
GACACUUGUCCCAUGAUUGUGGGUAAAGUGAAGAAAUCAAUUCCUAGAAUGAGAACUGUAAAGUCAAAGGAGAAGAUUAAAGUUGCAACAUCAAAAAGCAACUCCACCUCAGCCAAUGUUACUACGUGUGAGACAUCAGGGAAUAUAAUGAAGCUUUGUGUCAACCUAAUGCCUUUUCUGGCUGCAGCCAAGGAGCCCGUGGAGGAAGAGGAGGGAAACGAAGAGGACAACAGCUGCACGAGUAAAAAGGAACCAGAAACCAGCAGCAAAAAUAAUGACCCAUCUGUCACUAAAUCUGUGGAACAAACAUUUAAUUCUUUCAUAGGAUUAACUUUGGACACUGACACCGAACAACCAGUAAGUCCUCAGUUUGUGCUGCCACCUAUAACUCAAUCUAAACCAGCUCCUGAGUGUUGUGACCAUCAGAAGAGCCUCAUUCCUCGACCUCUAAUCAGUUUAUCCGAGCAAACAAGGACCAUCUCCUCAAACUUCAGUACAAAAGGCUGCGGAGGCGGUGGGUUAGUUACAGGACAAGUAGCAGACAGCAGGCCCUGGAUAGCCAAUCCCCUGUUCUCUAAAAGUAGAUCUUCUGAGUUUCGUCUGCCUGACAUCUCCUUGUCCAGUCUGGACGCUCUGCUGCAUACGGUCACACAGAAACUGGGGAGGAAGAGGAGAGGCUUUGAUGAAGGGCUGUGGGGACGUGUCCAGUCCGAUCAUCUCCUCAUGGCUGUUAGUGAACAACGUUUGAGAGAGAGAAGCAUCACAGAGAACAGAAACCUGGUCAACAUUAAAACCGUAACAGAAACAUCAGUGGGUGGAAGCAGUGUAACCAGACAGAGGAGCCUGCCUCCACUUUUAUCUGCACCGAAACCAAUGCUCAUCCUCAAUAUGACGAAGAAAAACAUCCCGACUUCCAACACGCUGCAGUGAUUCAUCAUAAACGACAAACUGAACUUACAACAUACAGCACAGUAUUUUUUUUUAAAUGAUACAGGAAACCAUAUAGUUUUAUUUUCCUUCAGGACAAUACAUUCACAACAGACA